AUGGCUGUCAACGCUCUUAUUGUAGGCGCGACCGGCCUUUGUGGUUCAGCGUUUCUCAAAUAUGCUACCGUAGAAUCUGGUUUUGCUUCUGUGACGACCAUCACAAGAAGGAAACCGCACAAUUCUCAAGCUGAAAAAGUGAAAAGCAUUGUCGAAAAGAACUCCGCAAGCUGGGCUGACAUGAUCCCCAAUAAUAUCAAUGUUAUGUUUUCUGGCCUUGCCACAACUAAAGGUGACGCAGGUAGCAAGGAAAACUUCUAUAAACUUGACCAUGAUCUGAACAUGGAAUUAGCCAAACGUGCCAAAAGUUUAGGCUGCGAAACGUAUGUCCUCGUCAGCUCCGCGGGCGCCGACGAGCGCUCGCAUUUUUUUUACUUGAAGACUAAAGGUGAGAUUGAGAGGGAUAUUUUGGCACUGGGCUUCGACAAGACCAUCAUUUUACGGCCGGGAGCCCUGCUUGGAGAGCGAGCAGAAAGCAAGGGCUUUUUCAAUUCUUUAGUCGCCAACAUAGGUGGAUUAACCUACAGAACCGGAUUGCAGGGAUUAGUUGGCUACCCCGUUUACGGAGACGAGGUCGGGAGAGUUGGCAUCACUUUGGCUCUCGAUACAUCCCGCACUGAAAAAGUUCAAAUUGUGGAGAGCAAAGAGAUUUUGGAGCUGGCUGCGGGAGCUGAUUGA
Messenger RNA from Lachancea mirantina, 678 nucleotides. The record is from the annotation of a GenBank genome assembly. NCBI's taxonomy places the organism in Eukaryota, Fungi, Ascomycota, Saccharomycetes, Saccharomycetales, Saccharomycetaceae.